Neurospora tetrasperma FGSC 2508 is the source of this 978-nucleotide messenger RNA. RefSeq lists its product as uncharacterized. The record is from RefSeq and is a predicted model, not a curated record. Lineage: Eukaryota; Fungi; Ascomycota; Sordariomycetes; Sordariales; Sordariaceae. Bases 29 to 913 code for a protein of 294 amino acids. The transcript has 2 exons.
CGACGCCAGCUCAACGAGACGCUCUUCCAUGGCGGUCGUCAAGGAGUUCAUGAAGGACCGGCUUGGCAAGGGCCCAUCAUCGGAUGAGCUACCCGCCGGUCUUGCGUCGCCUCGAUCGCCAUCUCGCCAAUCGACGGUCCAGCCCGCCCAGUCAUUCAAGUCGUCUCGCCGUGACAGUGCUGGCAGCAAAGCAUCGUCAAUCGAGCACGGCUCCCCUUAUCAUGCGGAAGAUGAGGGACGACUUGGAUCUAGCCACUCAAACGCUGAUUCUACUCUCAGUCCGUCCAGUGGCAAGAAGGAUGGAAGUCGUGCGUCGCGCUUUAUGCGCCGCCUGUCUAACAUCGUCCCUAACCGCAAGAACGGCGCGCCCAACAUCUCGCCCACUCUUGUCGAGGAGGAUGUCCCUGAAGUUCAGCCCGCGGGGAAGAACCCAAUGUCUCCGCCUGAAGUACGGACAGUUAUCCCCCAACAACACAGAACGCCUCCUCAGCCUUCCCGCCAGGCCCAAACGUCAGCACCUCAACCGCAGGUGCAGGAACCACCCCAGCCAGCCUCGCAGGCUCAGCCCCCGACAAUCGUAUGUUUCAUGGGCGAUGUGAACGUCCAGUUCCCCGACACUCUCCUUUGGAAGCGUCGGACCGCGUGCCUCGACAGCCACGGCUUUCUCAUCCUGAGCCCUGCGCAGAAUCUCUCGGCCUCGCUCCAGGCCCAGGCUGUAAAGCGAUUUCACAUGAGCGAGUUCAAGAUGCCCUAUGAGCCAGAAAUGGAGAUGCAAGAGUUGCCUAACAGCGUAGUUCUUGACUUUAAGGAGGGCAGCGGGCUGCAGCUUGCCUGUGGAGAUAGGACCGGUCAGCUCACUGUUUUGAAGACACUCCAAGAUGCUCACAAGAGUCAUAUUAGCUUUGGACAAUGAAACUGUUUUGACGACUACCAGAACAAACAAAAUUGGAAAGAGCGAGGAAACCACAAAAGAAGAGA